Triticum dicoccoides is the source of this 1937-nucleotide messenger RNA. RefSeq names its product aspartic proteinase NANA, chloroplast-like. Gene Ontology annotation, molecular function: aspartic-type endopeptidase activity. NCBI's taxonomy places the organism in Eukaryota, Viridiplantae, Streptophyta, Magnoliopsida, Poales, Poaceae. Bases 248 to 1681 code for a protein of 477 amino acids. The record is from RefSeq and is a predicted model, not a curated record. Gene Ontology annotation, biological process: proteolysis. The transcript is spliced from 2 exons.
AAGAUAAAUACGCACUCCAAAGCGGCACACAAACACAAAUACAUACACGCAGCCCGAAACGCGAGCGCAAACAAAAGCACCACCACCACCGCCGCGGCAGCUCGGCGGCGGCUUGCUUGCUUAGCCGUGAGGCGCGCGCGCAUUGGCGCGUACGGCCGCCGGCGGGCCAGCCAUAUAUACACAUCGCCGGGCGUCUCGUUGGCGGCCUAGCAAAGCUUGAAACCAAGAAUCUGCCGCGCCGUCUGCAAUGGCGGGUCACCGCCUGACCCUGCUGCUCGUUGCGGUGGCCGCCGCGUUCUUGGCAGGCGCGAGCGGCCGCCACGCGAGCGACUCGGCGCGGUUCCCCCUGCUCCGCCUCGCCGCGCCGGUGUCCCUCGCCGACCUGGCGCGCAGCGACCGGCAGCGGAUGGCGUUCAUCGCCUCGCACGGGCGGCGGCGCACGCGGGAGACCGCGGCGGGCUCGUCGUCGGCCUCUUCGGCUGCCGCGGCCUUCGCGAUGCCGCUCACCUCCGGCGCGUACACGGGCAUUGGGCAGUACUUCGUGCGCUUCCGCGUGGGCACCCCGGCGCAGCCGUUCCUGCUGGUGGCCGACACCGGCAGCGACCUGACCUGGGUCAAGUGCCGCCGCCCCGCCUCGGCCAACUCCUCGCUCUCGCCGGCCGACUCGGGGCCGGGGCCGGGGCGCGCGUUCCGCCCCGAGGAUUCCAGGACAUGGGCGCCCAUCUCGUGCGCGUCGGACACCUGCACCAAGUCGCUCCCCUUCUCCCUCGCCACCUGCCCCACGCCCGGCAGCCCCUGCGCCUACGACUACCGGUACAAGGAUGGGUCGGCGGCGCGCGGCACGGUGGGCACGGAGUCGGCGACCAUCGCGCUGUCCGGGCGGGAGGAGCGGAAGGCCAAGCUCAAGGGCCUCGUGCUCGGCUGCAGCAGCUCCUACACCGGGCCCAGCUUCGAGGCCUCCGACGGCGUGCUCAGCCUCGGCUACAGCGGCAUCUCCUUCGCCUCCCACGCCGCCUCCCGCUUCGGCGGCCGCUUCUCCUACUGCCUCGUCGACCACCUCUCCCCGCGCAACGCCACCAGCUACCUCACCUUCGGCCCCAACCCCGCCGUCUCCUCCCCCCGCGCCUCCCCCUCCUCCUGCGCCGCGGCCGCUCCCCGCGCGCGACAGACGCCGCUGCUGCUCGACCGCCGGAUGCGCCCCUUCUACGACGUCAGCCUCAAGGCCAUCUCCGUCGCCGGGGAGUUCCUCAAGAUACCGCGCGCCGUCUGGGACGUCGAGGCCGGCGGCGGCGUCAUCCUCGACUCCGGCACCAGCCUCACGGUGCUGGCCAAGCCGGCCUACCGCGCCGUGGUGGCCGCGCUCAGCAAGGGGCUCGCCGGGCUGCCGCGGGUCACCAUGGACCCGUUCGAGUACUGCUACAACUGGACGUCGCCGUCGGGCAAGGACGCCGACGUCGCCGUGCCGAAGAUGGCCGUGCACUUCGCCGGGGCGGCGCGGCUGGAGCCCCCGGGGAAGAGCUACGUGAUCGACGCGGCGCCCGGCGUCAAGUGCAUCGGCCUGCAGGAGGGCCCCUGGCCCGGGAUCUCCGUCAUCGGGAACAUCCUGCAGCAGGAGCACCUGUGGGAGUUCGACAUCAAGAACCGACGACUAAAAUUCCAGCGGUCGCGGUGCACGCACUGAUCCUGAUCGUCCGUCCCACAUCCAACCACGUCUUGUGUUUUUUCUCCUUGUGGUGGUGGCCUCGCUGAUUAUUGUUUGUUUUUGUCCCGUCUUCAGAUCUAUACUAAUGCAAUGAGAAAUGUGCCUUGCAGUUGCAAAAAUGAGUAAGCUGUAAUAAGUUUUCUGCCUCUCUUUUUCUUUACCACAUUUGGUAUAUCUUCAUUUCAGUGAAUAUAUAUACUACCGCUUAGGGCUGGUUCGUUUAUUUGUUCCACAA